Euleptes europaea (tarantolino) is the source of this 1173-nucleotide messenger RNA. It is a transcript of the gene F2RL3, whose product is annotated as F2R like thrombin or trypsin receptor 3. The transcript is spliced from 2 exons. Gene Ontology annotation, molecular function: thrombin-activated receptor activity. The record is from RefSeq and is a predicted model, not a curated record. The coding region runs from base 1 to 1173 and encodes 390 amino acids. Gene Ontology annotation, biological process: thrombin-activated receptor signaling pathway; blood coagulation; phospholipase C-activating G protein-coupled receptor signaling pathway. Gene Ontology annotation, cellular component: membrane. NCBI's taxonomy places the organism in Eukaryota, Metazoa, Chordata, Lepidosauria, Squamata, Sphaerodactylidae.
AUGGCAGGGUGCGCGUGGGGCCCCGGCAUUUGCCUACUCCUUCUCGGGUGCUUCUUCUGGGAGCGAGGCCUGGCGGCUGCGGACUAUGACGACUAUGGGCCCAACAGCACCGACGCCGAACAGCACGCUCUUUCCAACGGGCUGUGCCCACGCGCUGUGCCAGGGCAGGCAGUGUGGCGCAACGGCACUCUCUUCCUGGCCAUCCCUGCUGCGUCCCGCCUUCAGCUCAGCAGCCGGCUGAUCACCGUCCUCCUGCCUUCCACCUACACGGCCGUUUUCCUGGUGGGGCUGCCCCUGAACGGGCUGGCACUUUGGGUGCUGGCCACCCGCGUGGAGAAGCUGCCCUCCACCAUCUUCCUGAUGAACUUGGCCGCCGUUGACCUCCUGCUGGGGUUCCUCCUGCCUUUCAAGAUCGCCUACUACUUCCUGGGCAACCACUGGCCCUUUGGCGAGGGGCUGUGCCGCUUCACCUCCGCCGCCUUCUACGGGAACAUGUCCUGCUCGAUGCUCCUGUUGGCCUGCAUCAGCGUGGACCGCUACCUGGCCGUCGCCCACCCGUUCUUUGCCCGCUCCUGCCGCAGCCGGCCCUUUGCCGUGGGCACCUGCUCCGCCGUGUGGGUGGCGGCCGCCCUCCUUGUGGUGCCCCUGACCUGCCACCGCCAGUCGUUCCCCUUGAACGGCACCACGCUCACUCUGUGCCACGAUGUCCUGCCCCGCGGCCAGGAGGCGGAGUACUACUACUACUACUUCCUCUGCCUGGUGGCCUGCGGCUUCCUCGCCCCGCUGCUCACCAUGGUGCUGAGCUCCACUGCGAUGCUGAGGGUCCUACUGGGCAGCGGGCAGAAGUACGCCACGGCCAUCAAGCUGACGGUGCUGGUCCUCUCCACCAUGGUGGCCUUCUACACGCCCAGCAACGUCCUGCUGCUGCUCCACUAUGCCCACUCCUGCUCCCAGCGCCGGGGGACCUUCUACGUGGCCUACAUGGUCAGCCUGGCCCUCACCACCUGCAACACCUGCGCUGACCCCUUCGUCUACUACUACGUCUCGGAAGAGUUCCGGGCCAAGGUGAGGGGGAGGCUCUUUGGCAGGCGGGAGAGCUCCGCCUUCUCCCUGAAGACCUCCAAGGAGACCCUGCCCCCCCCCAGGACCUCCCACUCACACUCCCUGGCGUAA